Molecule: messenger RNA, 1005 nt
Organism: Sphaerodactylus townsendi
Lineage: Eukaryota; Metazoa; Chordata; Lepidosauria; Squamata; Sphaerodactylidae
Product: olfactory receptor 6F1-like
Exons: 3
Coding region: 1-1005 (334 amino acids)
Biological process (GO): G protein-coupled receptor signaling pathway
Cellular component (GO): membrane
Molecular function (GO): G protein-coupled receptor activity; olfactory receptor activity
Source: RefSeq, a predicted model, not a curated record
AUGAAUGGAAUUUUGAAAGGUGCUAUGAUGCAGAAUAUUGAAAGCCUGGAAUGUAAAAAUCAAACAGUCAUCAAGGAAUUCAUCUUGUUGGGGUUUAGAAAUAUCCAGGAUAUGAAGAUUUUUCUACUAUUGGUGUUUUUGGUGGUCUAUCUAAUGACCAUGAUGGCAAACAUCCUCAUUAUCAUGCUUGUUUUGGCUGACCUACGUCUUCAUACUCCUAUGUAUUUCUUCCUGGGAAAUUUAUCCUUACUGGAGACCCUGUACAGUUCAACUAUUUCACCUAGAAUGCUGGCUAGUUUGGUAACUGGAGACAGAACUAUUUCAAUCAGUGGAUGCUUUGUGCAGCAUUAUUUAUUUGUAUCAUUAGCAGCUGUUGAAUGUUAUCUCCUUUUUGCAAUGUCCUGUGAUCGGUGUUUGGCUAUAUGUAAACCUCUUCAUUACGUAUCCUUAAUGAAUGGCCAAUUAUGCCUCAAGAUGGCAGCUGGGUCUUGGAUAGCCGGUUUUUUCGCUAGCACUGUGACAAUAAUAUUAAUGUCGAGGUUAGUUUUCAGUGGUCCUAAUGAGAUCAACCAUUUCUUUUGUGACACUUUCCCUAUUAUCCAGUUGUCUCGCAGCAACACUUUCUUUUUAGAAACACUAAUUUUGGUAUUCGUAGCUGUAUUCACCCUUCCCCCAUUCACACUCACCUUAAUGUCAUAUGUAUUUAUUAUUAUUGCCAUCCUCAAAAUUCCAUCUACCACUGGAAGGAAAAAAGCUUUUUCUACUUGCUCCUCCCAUCUCAUUGUGGUGGCAAUUUAUUAUGGCACAAUAGCAGCUGUGUAUAUCUUACCAGACUCCACUUCUCUCAGAGACUUGAAUAAAGCUUUUUCUAUCUUUUACACCAUCCUAACACCUCUGGUCAACCCUCUCAUAUACAGUCUGCGAAACAAAGAUGUAAAAGACUCUUUUCAGAAAUUUGCAAUGAUAGUAUUUGGCAAAGCUCAGACAAUAAACCAGAAAAAAUAA